Musca vetustissima is the source of this 2399-nucleotide messenger RNA. RefSeq names its product ABC transporter G family member 23 (gene snu). The record is from RefSeq and is a predicted model, not a curated record. The coding region runs from base 107 to 2389 and encodes 760 amino acids. Gene Ontology annotation, molecular function: ATP hydrolysis activity; ATP binding; ABC-type transporter activity. The transcript has 12 exons. Gene Ontology annotation, cellular component: membrane. NCBI's taxonomy places the organism in Eukaryota, Metazoa, Arthropoda, Insecta, Diptera, Muscidae.
AUCAAUAUCGUCGCCAUCGAAAUUAAAGGGGAAACAGACAACGACAAGUCAACGACUUAGAAAAUCAAAUUUUUGAAAAAACACACACACACAAAAUUUUCACAUCAUGCUAAUAACAACAACAACCGAUUCAGUCAUGACCACAAACAAUGAUGGCGGAACAGGACAAUGGCAACGUAGUUGCCAAGCUGCAGUUUCAGUACGACAUGCCUUCAAGACAUAUGGCAAAAAGAAGAAUGCCUUGCCAGUAUUGAAUAAUUUGAAUAUGACAGUACCAAAGGGAACAAUUUAUGGCCUUUUAGGUGCUUCAGGUUGUGGCAAAACCACAUUACUGUCCUGUAUUGUUGGCCGACGCCGCAUCGAUUCCGGUGAAAUAUUUGUGCUGGGCGGCAAACCCGGUUCCCGGGUAUCCGGAGUGCCCGGCAAACGUGUCGGCUAUAUGCCACAGGAAAUUGCCCUAUACGCUGAGUUCUCUAUACGCGAAACAAUGAUGUAUUUCGGUUGGAUUUUUGGCAUGGAAACAAAAGAGAUCAAUGAACGUUUACAGUUUUUGUUGAAUUUUUUGGAUUUACCCUCGGAAAAGAGAUUAGUGAAAAAUCUCAGUGGUGGCCAACAGAGAAGAGUAUCAUUUGCUGUGGCCUUGAUGCAUGAUCCGGAAUUGUUGAUUUUGGAUGAACCCACAGUGGGUGUGGAUCCCCUGCUGCGUCAAAGUAUAUGGAAUCAUUUGGUUCACAUAACAAAAUCAGGACAAAAGACAGUUAUUAUUACCACACAUUAUAUUGAAGAGGCCAGACAGGCGCAUACGAUUGGUCUAAUGCGUUCCGGUAAUCUAUUGGCCGAAGAAUCACCUAGUGUUUUACUUUCCAUGUACAAAUGCAUCAGUUUAGAGGAUGUUUUCUUAAAACUUUCCCGUCUUCAGUCACAAAAGGGCGAUGUAUCUCAGGUCAAUUUCAGUAAUAAUAUUUCAUUACAUGCCAUGGGCUUCGGCAGUAAAAUGGACAAACCCAGUGGCAGUCAAGAGGGUGGCGUUGUCGGUCUCAAUUUCCAUCAAAGCAAAGAAAUCCUCAUCAAUGAUACCAAUGGAUCCAUAUAUACGCUAAAUCAAGAACCCUAUGAACCUCCACCAAACAAGAAGAAUCCCAAUGAUGAAGAAAGCUGUCAGGAUUGUUAUGCCAAUUUGUGCAAGGUUACAACCAAGGGCAAAAUCAAGGCUUUACUAAACAAAAACUUUUUACGUAUGUGGCGUAAUGUUGGUGUGAUGCUAUUCAUUUUUGCCUUACCGGUUAUGCAGGUUAUUCUGUUCUGUUUGGCCAUUGGUCGGGAUCCAACUGGUUUGAAUUUGGCUAUUGUUAAUGGUGAAAUGAAUAAUACGGAAACAUGUUACUGGGAUGAUGGUUGCCACUUCACCAACUUGGGCUGUCGCUAUUUAAAUCAUCUAAAUCACAGUGUGGACAAGACAUAUUACACGGACAUAGAGGAUGCAAAAGAAGCGGUACGACUGGGCAAUGCAUGGGGUGCCAUUUAUAUAACGGAAAAUUUCACAGAUGCCUUUACUGCCAGAGCUGCCUUGGGUCGUGAUUCGGACGAUGAGACCAUUGAUCAAUCGGAAAUUAAAGUCUGGCUGGAUAUGUCGAAUCAACAGAUUGGUGUAAUGCUUAAUCGUGAUAUUAUGUUGGCGUAUCGUGACUUUGCCAUGGGUCUAUUGGGUCAGUGUGGUAAUAAUCCAAAAUUGGGUGAUGUUCCAAUUCAAUUUAAGGAACCCAUCUAUGGUACAAUGAAUCCAUCGUUUACUGAUUUCGUAGCACCUGGUGUUAUAUUGACCAUUGUUUUCUUCUUGGCCGUUGCUUUGACUUCAUCCGCAUUGAUUAUUGAACGUACUGAAGGUCUCUUGGAUCGUUCCUGGGUAGCUGGUGUUGCACCAAGUGAAAUUCUACUCUCCCAUGUGCUGACACAAUUCGUGGUAAUGUGUGGCCAAACCACAUUGGUGCUCAUCUUUAUGUUGGUGGUCUUUGGUGUUACCAAUAAUGGUGAUUUGAUUUGGGUCGUUGUACUGACACUGCUACAAGGUCUUUGCGGUAUGUGCUUCGGUUUCCUUAUCUCGGCAGUGUGUGAACUUGAACGUAAUGCCAUUCAAUUGGCUUUGGGUUCAUUCUAUCCAACACUGCUGCUGUCCGGUGUUAUUUGGCCCAUUGAGGGUAUGCCAAUUGUGCUGAAAUAUAUUUCCUUGUGUCUGCCUUUGACCCUGGCCACCUCAUCAUUGCGUUCAAUAUUAACACGAGGAUGGGAAAUUGCCGAAACAGAGGUGUACACCGGUUUCCUGAGUACUUUAGCCUGGAUAUUAGGAUUCUUAAUUUUAACAUUAGUGGUGCUGCGUACAAAACGAAAUUAAAAUGUUCGUU